AUGAUCGAGGCAGACGGAGAGGCGGUAGAUCCAGCAGAAACCGAGUCAAAUUCAGUGUCAGAGUCUGACUCAGUUGGAGACACGGAUUCGGAGGCUGAUCAGAAGGUCCCCAAGGACUACGGACUGAUGCCAGGAGAGACGCCAUACCGUGACUGGCCUGGACCAAGUGCAAGGGAGUGUCAGGUCGUCUACGACAUCCUCGCUCAGGAAUAUAAGCAGAGAGAGCAGAGUGAAGAGCCUGCAAAGCGCAAUGCACUCAACUUUAUCCAACCAGCCAGGAUACCGCCAGCUUCCGCUAACGUCGCUGGAUGUGGAGAAGUGCCAUGCUUGGUUGAUGCUAUGAUAAGAACAAUCAUCAGCCAGUCUGUCACUCGAGAAAGCGCCGACAAGGUGAUAGAGAAUAUUAUCAAGCUGGUUGGUAUGCUUGACGAGGACGGAUCUGGUUCAGCGGGCAUUAAUUGGAAUGCUCUUCGACAUGCACCGAGGGAUGCAGUGUUGGAGGCCUUCCGACCAGGUGGACUUGGUCCCACGAAGUAUAAGGCUAUCAAGACUUGCCUGAAGAUAAUUCGCAAAGAUAAUAAGAAGAGGGCCAAGACUUACCUGGAAGACAGCGAAACGGGAAAAACAGCAGGAUUGGGACGAGACCAGAAGGAUCACCAGCUGAGCAAGAUCAAUGCGGGCAUACUGACACUGGAUCACAUCCGAGUCAUGGAGCCACAUGAAGCAAUGCUGGAACUCGUCAAGUACCCCCAGGUUGCAGUGAAGACUGCUUCUUGUCUUCUUCUCUUCAACCUACAGAUGCCCAGUUUUGCGGUUGAUACCCAUGUGCAUCGGAUGACCAGAUGGCUGGGAUGGGCCCCCAUGAAGGCGAACCACAACGACACGUAUAUGCACUGCGACUUUCGGGUACCCGACCACCUUAAGUACGGACUUCAUCAGCUGUUCAUUGAGCAUGGAGGAAAUUGUUUCCGCUGCCAAGGGAACACUGUGGAAGGAACUGAGAAGUGGCACAGUACCGUCUGUCCACUCGAGCACCUUCUGACCCGUGUCAAGAAACAAAGCCAGGCGAAGGUGAAGAACAAGACUGUGAGAGAUUCAGGCACCCUUGAUGAGUGGGUGCAAGUUACCAAACCUGAAGCCGAUGGAUGA
Colletotrichum godetiae is the source of this 1149-nucleotide messenger RNA. Its product is annotated as DNA glycosylase. NCBI's taxonomy places the organism in Eukaryota, Fungi, Ascomycota, Sordariomycetes, Glomerellales, Glomerellaceae. The coding region runs from base 1 to 1149 and encodes 382 amino acids. Gene Ontology annotation, biological process: base-excision repair. The transcript has a single exon. The record is from RefSeq and is a predicted model, not a curated record. Gene Ontology annotation, molecular function: catalytic activity.